Rhizopus microsporus ATCC 52813 is the source of this 1326-nucleotide messenger RNA. Its product is annotated as CMGC/GSK protein kinase. Gene Ontology annotation, molecular function: protein serine/threonine kinase activity; ATP binding; protein serine/threonine/tyrosine kinase activity. The transcript is spliced from 6 exons. Gene Ontology annotation, biological process: protein phosphorylation; signal transduction. The record is from RefSeq and is a predicted model, not a curated record. Gene Ontology annotation, cellular component: cytoplasm. Lineage: Eukaryota; Fungi; Mucoromycota; Mucoromycetes; Mucorales; Rhizopodaceae. Bases 101 to 1252 code for a protein of 383 amino acids.
AUACGUAACAGCUCUCUUCUUUUUUUCUUUUUCUUGACAAAAAGACUCCUCUUUUAUAAUAAUCUGAAAGUAUACAUAUAUAUAUAGUCAAUAACAAAGCAUGACAGCAAUAGGUCAUCAUGAUAAAACGAUUAAAGUGAUUGCAAAAGAAGCAAGAACUGGAAAACAAUUCAGACUAGAAUACACAAACAAGAAGAUAACAGGAAACGGUUCUUUUGGAGUUGUUUACCAAACGCGUCUGAUCGAAACAAACGAGGAAGCUGCUAUCAAAAAAGUUCUUCAAGAUAGAAGAUUUAAAAAUCGUGAGUUACAAAUAAUGCGCCUUGUUGAUCAUCCUAAUGUUUGUCAGCUCAAGUCAUACUUUUAUAACCAAGUUGAAAACAAAGAAGAUGAGGUCUAUUUGAACCUUGUUAUGGAGUAUGUGCCUGAUACCUUGUAUAAAGCAACAAGAUACUACGCCAAAGCAAAACAACACAUGCCAAUGAUACUAGUUCAAGUAUACAUGUAUCAAGUGCUCAGAUCAUUAGCAUACAUUCAUUCCCUUGGAAUUUGUCAUCGUGACAUCAAACCACAAAAUAUUCUAUUAAAUCCUGCUACAGGUAUUUGUAAAAUGUGUGAUUUUGGAAGUGCCAAGAUACUUGUUCCCGGUGAACCCAAUGUCUCUUAUAUCUGCUCACGGUAUUAUCGUGCUCCAGAAUUGAUCUUUGGUGCUACAAACUAUACACUUAGUAUCGAUACUUGGUCAACAGGCUGCGUUAUGGCUGAGCUAAUCCUGGGUCAGCCUUUCUUUCCAGGAGAAAGUGGAAUUGAUCAACUUGUAGAAAUCAUAAAGAUUCUGGGAACACCUUCUAAGCAAGAAAUUGCUGCAAUGAAUGCCAGCUAUGUCGAGCAUCGAUUCCCUCAGAUCAAGCGUCAAGCACUGUCAAAGAUCUUUACUACUGCAACAGUUGAAGCAGUUGAUUUAUUAACCCGAAUGCUGCAGUACCAUCCUCAGCAAAGAAUUACUCCGAUCGAAGCAUUAUGUCAUCCCUUCUUUGAUCCAAUUCGUGAUCCAAACACUAGACUUCCUGAUGGAAAGCCCUUGCCACCUGUCUUGAAUUUCACAAGGGAAGAGUUAUCCAUUCGACCUGAUUUAAUCAGACGCUUGGUACCCCCUCAUGCUGAACCAGAACUUUUGUCCAGAGGCAUUGAUAUUCAUAGCUUUGAGCCAAUUCCGCUUGAACAACUGAAGAUAUCACCUUCAGCAAUUUAAUUAGUAUAUACACAUACGUAUGCAUGUAUAUUCUCUAUAAAUAUCUGUCUCUUUCUGUGCGUUAUACAUAUGCA